AUGUCGUGGACGCUGGUCCAGCUACGACACCGAAUCCCUGAGGCCCCUUGGAGACACCAGCCCGGCCACAAGCUCACACUUGGCUUGUCCGUCGCAGUAAAAACAUUACCGCCCUGGUCCUGGGUGGCUUUGCUGGACGGACGCUGCACGCUGCGCUGCGCUGCAUAUCUGACCGCCAGUUCAUCAUCAGACCAAGGCAAGGGCCAGGCCGAGCACCACCAGCAUCAGCAUCAGCAUCAGCAUCAGCGAGGCAAGACGAGGCAAGGCAAGGACCGGUCGAACAGCCGGAAGGUCUGCAUUUGCUUGCCCUCGCAGACCCCAUUGAACCCGUUAGGAUCGGCGAACAGCAUAAGCACAUGUUCAGCAAGUCAGAGAUGCGCACAGGCAAAGGUGGAGGACAUCCUCCCGAAUCAGAGGAGACGGGACCAGGAUAAGCCACAGUUGAGAGCAGUUCCUUCAAGUGUGUCCGGCCAAGCAUCGGAAUCCUCGUUGUCCAACUUCGGUCGACCCAUCCCUCCCACCAGUUGGGUUCCUCCGUCGGUGUUCCAGUCUCCGACCCUCCAGACGUCUCUUAGCUUCUCGCCUGCUCGUUGCUCGACUAUGCGCGCCGUCAUACUUUCGCGUUUGACUUCUACGAGCGCGUGCCGGAGUCGGGGCCCCAACCAACCAUGGGGCCAACACUACGAGGCUAACCGCAGCCUCCGGAGUGUCAUAAGAAGCGAUUUGCGAGGCCUUCCCUAUCAACGUUUCUCCCCACCAGCUGUCUGCCUGCCUAAGUGA
Molecule: messenger RNA, 780 nt
Organism: Colletotrichum orchidophilum
Lineage: Eukaryota; Fungi; Ascomycota; Sordariomycetes; Glomerellales; Glomerellaceae
Exons: 3
Coding region: 1-780 (259 amino acids)
Source: RefSeq, a predicted model, not a curated record